AUGCCAAUAAUAAUAAGUGUGUAUCCAUAUAAUAUUGAAGGUGGUAGUUUACUAUGGGUAUUACACUGGAUAUGGGAAACACUUUGUCAAUUUGCAUUUGUACAAGUUGGUUGUACAAGUGAUAAUUUAUUUGGUUAUUAUGCAAUAAAUAUCGUUGCACAAUUUCGUGUAUUAUCAUAUGAAAUUGAAUAUACAAAUACUGAUAAUUAUGAUGAAAAACAAAAAUAUAUUAAUGGACCAAUUGUUUUGGCAAUGACAGUAUCAACUGCUCUUAUUUUAUGUACUCUUAUUUUUCAAGUUAAUCAGAUGGAAAAUAUAACUAUGGGACAAAUGGCAUUUUUAGCAGUAUACAUAUGGUACAAAUUGAUGCAAGCAUUUUUAUAUGCAUGGGCGGGUGAAGAAAUUAAAAUUGCUAAUGAAGCACUUCGAAUGGCUGUUUAUAAUAGUAAUUGGGAAAAUAAUAACACUAAAUUAAAUAGUACUUAUAUAAAUAUGCUGUUAAAUCAAAAAUGUAUAUCUAUUCGUGCUUGUGGUCUUGUUGAAAUAUCUGCAGAAUUGUUUGCAAAGAUAAUAAAUACUACAAUGUCAUACUUCUUCUUAUUACAAACGAUCAAUCAAGAAUAA
Molecule: messenger RNA, 624 nt
Organism: Aphidius gifuensis
Lineage: Eukaryota; Metazoa; Arthropoda; Insecta; Hymenoptera; Braconidae
Exons: 6
Coding region: 1-624 (207 amino acids)
Biological process (GO): sensory perception of smell; detection of chemical stimulus involved in sensory perception of smell
Cellular component (GO): plasma membrane
Molecular function (GO): olfactory receptor activity; odorant binding
Source: RefSeq, a predicted model, not a curated record